UUACACGUUCCCAGGAGAUCGGAGAGCCGCUACAAUGACUGCCCGGGUCCUUGUUGGAGUUAAGAGAGUAAUUGAUUACGCCGUCAAGAUCCGAGUCAAGCCUGAUAACACUGGCGUGGUCACGGAUGGCGUGAAGCACUCCAUGAAUCCUUUCUGUGAGAUUGCUGUGGAGGAGGCUGUCAGGCUCAAAGAGAAGAAGCUUGUUCAGGAGGUGGUCGCUGUCAGCUGUGGGCCUCAGCAGGUGCAGGAGACCAUUCGCACUGCGCUGGCAAUGGGUGCAGACCGUGGUAUUCAUGUGGAAGUGUCUGGAAAGGAUUACGACUCCCUCGGACCACUGCAGGUGUCCAAGAUUCUUGCAGCUCUUGCAAAGAAGGAGGAAGCAUCUCUGAUCAUCCUUGGAAAACAGGCUAUUGACGAUGAUUGUAAUCAGACUGGUCAGAUGACCGCAGCUCUGCUGGACUGGCCCCAGGGGACCUUUGCCUCAGAGCUGGUAAUUGAGGGAGACAAAGUGAAGGUGGUCAGAGAGAUCGACGGUGGACUGGAAACCAUCAAGCUUAACAUGCCAGUGGUGGUGACAGCCGACCUACGCCUCAACACGCCCAGAUAUGCCACGCUGCCUAACAUCAUGAAAGCCAAAAAAAAGAAGAUUGCUAACAUGAAGCCCGGAGACUUGGGCGUGGACAUGACCUCUCGGGUGGAGGUCCUGCGGGUGGAUGAGCCUCCACAGAGGCAGGCUGGGGUCAAAGUGGAAUCAGUGGAGGAUCUGGUCAGUAAGCUGAAAGAGGCAGGGAGGAUAUAGAGGCAGUGAGGGUAGCAGCAGCAGCAGCAGCAGUGCCCACACACCCCUGCUGGGGUGAGAGAAGAGGAAUACAGACCAACUGAAGAACUUGGCUCAGUUUAGGGGCUGUGUUGUUGUAGCUGUUUUCCUUCUAUUACAGUGGUAUAUACAUAAAAAUCACAUUAUCCUUUGAAACAAAUCACCAUCAAUACUAAAAAAAGCAUUUCUGAACUGAUGAAUUGUGUACAUUCAUACUGUAAUGUAGAUCAGACUCCAUGGAGGAUCACUUAGUGGAAUCAGAUACCCUGAUCAGCCAGUGGUGGCAGUGUCUGCCCCUUCAUGAAUUCUGACUCCACCCCUGUCAUGUAGAGGAGCGCUGAGAGACGCAGGUCCACAUUUAACAAGUUCUUCACAGCAAGGGUCCGGAUGUUUUAUUUGUGCCUCAUACAACCUACUGUGUGCUACGGUUGUAACAGCAGCAGGUACCUGAUGCUGGAUCUCUCUCUCUCUCUCUCCUCUUUUUUUUUUUUUUUGGAAUAAGACUGCUGACAGACACUGGCCCAUAUUUUGUCUUACAUUUAUCUUUAUUUCAGAUCAGGUCUUUUUUUGGUUUUUUUUUCACAUAGUAAUCACAGUUAUAUGGGCCUUGGGGAUUUGGCCCGAUACGAAGCAUUUUAUGCUUUUGAUUGCUGUUAUAAGAUUAUAGGAUUAUCUUUCUUUCAGGGUGCGAAAACAUGUCUUUGAUUAUUAUCCUUAAAAUAAGAGGAUUUGAGGAUUCCAGACCUGAUUCACCACCAGUACUACUGCUCUGGGCCUCUUAAUUAACAUGCCUCUCUAAUUUUGCUUCUUCUUCCUGGAGAGAGCAGACCUGUUUUUUGUGUCCAUUUUGAUUAUAACAGCACACACAUGCCCAUGUACAUGAUAUAUGGUCAUGUACGCUUGAUUGCAUUAAUAGUAAGUCCGUAUCUUUGUCAGCUGCCCGUAAGUACCAAGCAGGUAACAGCACCAUGAGUCAAAUUGCACUUGACUUGCAUCGUCCAAAAAUGAUUCGGAGUUUUGCAAGAAACUCUAGAUCUUUCACUUGAAGUUUUCAGCCACAUGUUUUCAACUGAUGGAGCCACUCAACCUGCAGGAGAAAAGAGGAACAGGGGCCUGUCUAUUUCAGGCUGUGUAAUUUAUAUGGUGUCAGUGGUGUUUAGAGGACUCGUUGUGGUUGGACACUGUCUCUCAGCAUGGAACAGGAGGAUAACACUUUUUAAAACCUCAGCACCUCCAGGUAGUUUUGACUGUACAGUGUCUGACUGAAAACAAUAAUUAAAAAAACCUUGUACAUCA
This is a messenger RNA of Electrophorus electricus (electric eel), 2113 nucleotides long. It is a transcript of the gene etfb, whose product is annotated as electron transfer flavoprotein subunit beta. Gene Ontology annotation, cellular component: mitochondrion. The record is from RefSeq and is a predicted model, not a curated record. NCBI's taxonomy places the organism in Eukaryota, Metazoa, Chordata, Actinopteri, Gymnotiformes, Gymnotidae. Gene Ontology annotation, biological process: fatty acid beta-oxidation using acyl-CoA dehydrogenase; amino acid catabolic process. Gene Ontology annotation, molecular function: electron transfer activity.